Molecule: messenger RNA, 2194 nt
Organism: Prosopis cineraria
Lineage: Eukaryota; Viridiplantae; Streptophyta; Magnoliopsida; Fabales; Fabaceae
Product: myb-related protein 2-like
Exons: 7
Coding region: 651-1883 (410 amino acids)
Molecular function (GO): DNA-binding transcription factor activity; DNA binding
Source: RefSeq, a predicted model, not a curated record
AGUAGUAUCAAUGAUGUUAGUAAAUUAACCACCCAUGGUGAGUGACAAAGACUAAAGAGCGCAAGAAUCUUCAAAGAGGAAAAGAGAGGUAAAGUGUGGUUUUUGAUGCCUUGAGGGAAAGCAAAAGUUCAAUUUGUGAUCCCAGACACAAAAUUCUUCUCUGGACUUUUGGAAUGAGGUUCCUGCCUUUGCCAGAAGGACAAAAAUAUAUAUGCAGGCUCAAGUAGAUACAAGUUGAUGAGUCAAUUUAGGUACCAAACGCAACAUUUGAGGUGUUUCAGAAAGUACAGAGAACAUAAUUUUAUUGGGAAGAGUUUCCUUGGAUUGGAAAGGGAGGUGGAGAGAGGUCACAAUAAUUUUUAAAGUAACCGUGAAUAUCGUAUGAAGUUCAGUUUUGAGUUGCUUCUGUGCAAGAUUCUAUGCUUCACAUGGUGCCCCUCCUGUGAUCACUUGCUUUAUAAGGACAUCUAUGGGUACAACUAAGGCAUGUGAAAAUCUUGUUAAGGAGAAAAAAGAUUAGACAGAGCUGUUGUGGAAAACUACCCAUAUUUGAAACCUCAAAAGGAAUAGCAUUUGAAAAUAUAGCACAACAAAUUCCAUCUCUCAGGGUCUUUGAAUCAAGAAAGGUAUCAUUCGUCAGAAAAGAGAGAAUGUACUAUCGUCAGCAACAGCAAGCAAAGAACAUUCACUCUUUAAGGAUGCCCAACCCUCCUGAAAGGCAUAUGAUCGUCCAUGGGGGAAGUGCAACUGGAGACUCAGGGCUUGUCCUCUCAACUGAUGCUAAGCCUAGACUAAAAUGGACACCAGAUCUCCAUGAACGUUUUGUAGAAGCAGUCAACCAGCUAGGAGGGCCAGAUAAAGCUACCCCAAAAACAGUAUUGAAACUUAUGGCGAUUCCUGGACUUAAUCUAUACCACCUAAAGAGUCAUCUACAGAAAUACAGACUCAGUAAAAAUCUGCAUGGACAGGCCAACAAUGGCACCUAUAGAAACGAAGCACCAGGGCAAAUGUCCGAAACAGGUGGAGUUCAUAUGAAAAAUUUAACCGUCGGACUUCAGACUAACAAGGACUUAGAAAUAAAUGAGGCACUACAGAUGCAAAUUGAAGUGCAAAGAAGGCUGCAUGAGCAGCUCGAGGUACAGAGACACUUGCAGCUUCGUAUAGAGGCUCAGGGGAAGUAUCUCCAAGGAGUGCUGGAGAAAGCCCAAGAGACACUAGAGAGACAGAAUCUGGGCACAGCAGGACUUGAAGAUGCCAAGGUUCAACUCUCUGAACUGGCAUCUAAAGUAUCAACUCAAUACAUAGAGCCUGCAUUUUCAGAGCUGAAAGAAUUACAGGCAUUAUGGCCUCAGCAAGAGCAAGUGAAUAAAAUCACCAAUUGUCCAAUUGAUAGCUGCUUGACAUCUAGUGAAGGAUCUCAGAGAGACCAAGACGCAAAUUACGUGGGUUUAAAUUUGAGAUUAUGUGAUGGAACUCCAUUUUUAAGCUCAAAAGAGGGUGCUCCAGAGCCUAUUCUUCUGAAGUCUGAUCUCACAUUAAGUGACCGGCUUCAGGAGAAAUUGUUUUUUCUUUCCCCAUCAAGCAAUGAUGCAGAUAGAAGAAACUCAAAACUCACAUCCAUGGAUGUUGGACUUAAAAGAGAAGAAAGCUUGGGGAAACCGCCUGUUUUGAAGGAAGAUUUGAAGUUAGAGGAAGAAAGGUGGCUGAGGAAGGAAAGAGCUGAAAAUGAGGCUGUUCCAGGUAAAAUGAAAUAUGGGAAAAAUUCUCACGAUUAUAGACAGUCUAACUUCGAGACCACACUGGACCUAAAUAUUCAUGAUGAAAAUGAUGCUUCUUCCAACUGCCAACAGUUUGACUUGAAUGGAUUUAGCUGGAAUUGCUAGUUGAUAGUGACGGAAAUUUAGAAGUCAUCAAGUUUGAGUUCCUUCCAACAAUAGUUCCACAGUAGAGACAAUUACUUGAGUCUGUAUCAUGUAUAUGUCUAGUAUGGCCCAAUAGAGCUGAACAAAAUAAAUAGCUCCAGAAAUGGCAAACUAGACUGUGAGUCGUGUUUUGCACAGAGAAUUGAGAUGAGCUACACUGUCAUAAUUUAUGAAUAGUACUGUAACUUCCUAUAGAUUUUGUAUUAUAUAAUUAUGGCAUGUAUAUUUAAACAGAUGUGACUGUAAUAUAAUAAUACUUGCAGUUUUCGAUA